Molecule: messenger RNA, 2470 nt
Organism: Nezara viridula (southern green stink bug)
Lineage: Eukaryota; Metazoa; Arthropoda; Insecta; Hemiptera; Pentatomidae
Source: the annotation of a GenBank genome assembly
UAUCACGUGCCUUUUGUGUUGGGGUCAGGUUAGGAUUGUGCUGUUAUAUUUUUGAGUACAUUCAGUUUUCUUUGCGAUUUAUAUAUACAUUUUAAUUUAUUAAAUAUAUUGUGUUUCAAGUAUUAUUUUUAAUCUCUCGACUAUUAUUAAUAAUUUUAAUUAGGAUUUGUUUUCAGUAGAACUAAUUGCAUAAUGGGUAAGAAAAAGAAGUUUAUUGAUAAGAAAAAUUCUGUUACAUUUCGUCUACUACACAGGAGUCAAAAAGAUCCUCUUGUCACUGACCAAGAUGCACCACAAUUUGUUCUUCAAGAAGUUGAAGAAAAGCCAAAGGACACUGAUAACAAAGAAGAAAGACACAAAUAUGGUAUUUAUUUUGAUGACGACUAUGACUACAUGCAACAUCUACGGGAGAGAGGUGGUGGACAGGUUGCCCUCGCAUCUCAAACUAUCGUCACUAAAACGAAACAAAAGAAGGGUAUUAAUUUACCCUCAUCAGUUUUUCAAUCUGAUGUUGAAGAAAAAGUGGGAGUUCUCAACAAAGCUGCUCCACAAGGAUUGACUUUGGAUUUUGAUCCUGAUCUUCCCGAAGUUCUGGCUGCAAUGGAAACUGCCAGUGAAAAUCCCAACGAUGAUUGGCUGGAUGACGAUUUCGUCACGAAAGCUAAUGAAGGUGGCGAAGGAACUGAAGAGGAGGAUGAUGAUGAGAUGUACUCUGAUGAAGAUGAGUACGAUGAAGAACGUGAUGAAUUAAUGAGCUUAGAGAGAGAAGAAACAAAAUCUCGAUUUACAGAGUAUUCAAUGACUAGCUCAGUGAUGCGAAGAAAUGAGCAACUUACCAUGUUAGAUGAUCGGUUUGAGGAAUUAUUUGCAGAGUAUGAUGACAGUGAAAUUGGAGCCCUUGACACAGAAGAAAUUGAAGGAUAUGUUGAGCCAGAAACAAAUGUUCUUGACAAAUUCAUUAAGGACUUUGAUUGCAUCAAUCAAAGGGAAGAUAUUAUUCCACAACGCCCUAUUUUGUACAAUGACAGUGAUUCCUCAGCUGAUGAAAACUUUGAAUACUUAGAGGUCAAACCAAAAGAAAAAUGGGAUUGUGAAUCUAUUUUAACAACUUAUUCAAAUAUUUAUAACCACCCCAAAAUAAUCGACGCACCACAGUCGAAAAUUAAAAUCAAUUCCAUGGGAGUGGCCGUUAACAAGAAUAAAUUAACUGCCGGUGCUCUCGCCAAACUUGAUGGUAGCAAAGGGAACAGAGCCACUGGCCCUGGAUCAAUUGCUUCGGCUAUUACACUCCUGUCCAUCAGGUCCAAGAAUGAAACACCGAGAGAGAAGAAGAGUAGAAAGAAAGCUUUCCGAGAGCACAAGAGGGAAAGAAGAAUUGAAAGGAAAUUGAAUACAGAAGCGUUUAAGGAAGAAAAAAGAAAAGUAGAGAAAAUGAUGGCACAAAACAAGAGUAGGUUCCAAGUUCCGUUGUAAAUUGUCCUGUUAUUUUGUAAAUAAUAUACUUUAUGUUUUAUACAAGAUGUCUUCUUAUUUUAUUCCUAUCACAUUUAAUUGCCUCAAUAUUGAAUAGAUUUUGAUUUUAGUUGUAAUAAUAAUGUGUUUACACUUUACCAAUAAAGUUCUAUUGUGAUCACUAGUGAUUAAAUCUUAUCAGUUUCGCUCAUUUUUAUUCCUGCUCUCGCCCCCAACUUCUUUUAUUUACCUACAGUGGCCCAUAAGUAAGAGAAACAUUUAAAAGGGUGAUAGCUGACCUCAAGAGGUACAAAUAUUUUAUAUAAAUAAAGGUCUGAUAUAUACCAGAAAGGUAGAAAAUUUUUUUUGUUGAAUUGGAAGUUAUAGCUAAAAAAAAUGUUAUUAAUACAAUUAACAAUUACUCCAUAGUAAAAUAGAAAAAAAUCACUUUAAAUGGCAAUAGAUUUUAUCUUUGUUAAGAGCAUUUAAGUGGCUAAACUGUGUUCUCUUUUAAAUAAAACUUAAAGUUAACAUUGAUUAUUCACGAUUUUUUUUUAUCACUCUUCAACUCGACUACAGACCCCAGGUCCCACUUAAUAAGAUUUAAUUUCAUAUUAAUUUAUUUGAGGUCUGUUAUGGAGUAAGUUGAGUCACAGCUAGUUUCUAAAAAUAAAAAAAAUAAAAUAAAAUAAAAAAAAAUCUGUUGGAAAUAUCCUGAUAGUGCCUCACAAAGCUGUGGUUGAAACAUAAAAUUGACUGCAUUAUGACUAUCACCCAUAAAAAAAUUUGUGAUUUGACAUUCUGUCACUCCAAACUACCUGUUUUUAGCAAAAAAUAACUUAUGAUAAUUUAUUUAAUGCUUUUUUUUUUCUAUAACCUGGGUAGUAUCUUUAGUAUAUUAACAAUCACAAAAAUAUACUUUCUAUUUAUAAUAACAAGUAAUGCAUUUGCAAAAAUUUAUCUUAAAUAGUGUUGCACAUUUGUUUUUACACCUAUCCUUAUCAAGAGAAAAAGUAAC